AUGACAGAUUAUCCAUGGGCCGGAUGCGAUAAGAAAUCAAUGCCGAUAGACUUGACAGAGUUUAAGGAGCUGGAUGCCUAUGCACAGAAGGUGAAUGUCAAGGAUACUGUGGAAAACCUGGUGAGCGUCUUGCUCCAAAAAGCCCACAGUGACCUGGAGAAAGUCCGAGCCAUUUGGGUGUGGAUUUGCCAUCAUAUAGAAUAUGAUGCGGAAGGCUGCCAUGACAGAGAGAAGCUGUCUUUGAAGCCAUCCGAUGUCCUUCAGUCAGGAAAGACUAUUUGCGCUGGAUAUGCUCUACUCUUUGCAAAGAUGUGCAGUAUUGCAGGGAUACGGUGUGAGUAUUUGGUCGGCAGAUCAAAGAGGAUGAAGAAGCACGCCUGGAAUGCUGUUCACCUUGGUGGAAAGUGGCAUCUUCUGGACUGCACGUGGGGAAGACGCAAGAACCUUGGCAGAUGCAACGACUUCUACUUCCUUACGCAUCCUGCUCUGUUUGUUGAGGAUCACUUCCCGGAUAACCCCAAAUGGCUGCUUCUCAAACAGAGGGUCAACGAAUAG
Messenger RNA from Zootoca vivipara (common lizard), 555 nucleotides. Lineage: Eukaryota; Metazoa; Chordata; Lepidosauria; Squamata; Lacertidae. The record is from RefSeq and is a predicted model, not a curated record.